Messenger RNA from Prionailurus viverrinus (fishing cat), 7073 nucleotides. It is a transcript of the gene MBNL1, whose product is annotated as muscleblind like splicing regulator 1. The transcript is spliced from 10 exons. The record is from RefSeq and is a predicted model, not a curated record. NCBI's taxonomy places the organism in Eukaryota, Metazoa, Chordata, Mammalia, Carnivora, Felidae. Gene Ontology annotation, molecular function: metal ion binding. Bases 2704 to 3627 code for a protein of 307 amino acids.
AAAAAAUUUUUUUUUAAAAAUUAAAAAAAGUAGACAGUUAAGUUUAGGAAUUUAUAGUAGCAUUAUAAAGGCUCUGACAAGCCAUGUAGGAAGAUAACUGUUUAUUAAGAAAUUUUCUUGAUCACGGUCCUCCUAAGUGCCCUCCUCCUGCCACAUUUUUGAUUAGUGCCUUUUCACAUGUGGUACCACCAUUCAGCCAAUGAAUCGUUAUUGAGCACCUGCUGUGUUUCCAGGCUAACUAGGUACAGGGAUACAAUUGUGAGCACAUUUGCCAAAAAUUUCUCACCUUGUGAUGUUUAACAGCAGGGAAAACACAGGUUUGGGUGAUUUGAUCUUAUUACUUUAGUAAGAUACUUCAGUAGCAGUAGAAUGUAUAUUUUUAAAUGGCUAGUACUGAUUUUUCUAUUUCCACUGAAAAUAAUCCUGACAUACCAUGUAAUCUAAAGAGUUUUGCAAAUGAAUCCAUGUUGCCGUUUUGCAUUUGGCAACAUUUACUCGCUCACAUUUUUUUGUUUUAGUUAUUGUUGGCUAGAUGGUUGAAACUGAUUUUCAUGAGUGGGGUUGACAACAUAGGUCAGAAAAACAAACUGUAAUUGAUGUUUUAGAUUUAUUCAAAGUCAGACUAUACAUUUUUUUAAAGUCCACUUCCCUUUGGCUUCCACCAUUAUGGCUCACUCAGUCUUUCCUUAUCCAAAGCUAUCAUACUGAAAAUAUUGUGUUUUAAAAUAUUAAGUUUUAGUUCACACCAACAUCUAAACUUAGAGGCACUGUUUAUACAAUAAAAAAAUAUUUUUAAGGGGAAAUUCAGAUUCUCCAUCCUUUUCCCUCAUAAAUUCUCAAUUCUCUCAAAUUUAAAGUACUAGCUGCCUGGGCAGUACUUAGUAUUAUGUAGCCUAAGGAUUAUUUCAUUUUAUAAAAGUGGUGGGCCCUUAGUGAUGUAGGGGAUGUAAGUAAAUUUGCCCAACAAGAGCUGCUUUUAUUGUGUGUGUUAUUAACUAUGUGUCUAUAUCUAUAUGGUGAGGCAUGGAAAUCAACCUUUCCUAAAACAGCAUGAUUUCAGCUACUCGAUACCCAGGUAAAAGAUUAUUAUUAAUAUUUUGGCUAACUUGAAUUUAAAAACAUAUGUAAGUCAGUAUGUGAAGUCAAGAAUUGCAUACAUGUAACUGCCAUCAAGCAGCAGAUUUUCUUCUUAUUUAAUUCUGAAACAAGCAUAAAAUGGCACCCAUGGUUAAUUUGUUUCUAGUCUUGAAAAAAUGAUAGCUCCUAAAUUAACCUGAUUAUUUUUAUUUUGACACAUAUUAGGAAUUAUUAAAGUUCUGUCAGCGUUUAUAUUUCAUUCCUUACUUGAUUUUAUCCAGCUCCUCGAAGCAGAAUUGUCUUAGGGUCUGUCUCUUGUACCUUUUUGAUAUUUAAUAUUCAGCGGGCUCCUUUGGAUGAGCUCCUGAGGGCUUGUGAAUCAUUGAAGAGCUGUGAAAAGUGGUUAACAAGCUAGAAGGAGCUCUCUGGAAAACAGAACAUGAUCAAGUCCAGCUUCUGGAGAGUCUUAGCGAGUGGUUUAUGUGACCAUGCAUUAACACCUAGCACAUUAAUCACACUUUUCCUGUCUUCCUCCUCUGUUCUUCCUCCCUCUUCUUCUCUGCCUUCUUCUUUUAAUUUCUGAACACUCCGUGUCCACUUCUUUUUCUUCAUAUUCUUUUUCUCUCAUCUCAUUGAAUUCCUCCUUCAGCCUUCCUCAUCUCAUCAGGAUAGGAGGUGGUAUAUUUGAUAAAGCAUUUGUUGUUCUCAUUUAAAAAGCAAUUUUAUUUCUCAAGUUAAAAUCAGGUUCAGUUUAAACUUCGGUUACAUUUUGUCCUCUGAUAAUGGACAGCUUUGCAUUUUAAUUUCUGCUGCCUUGUGGAUUAGCAGCCUGUGAUUUUUUUGUAUUUGUGAGUUUUCUUAAUAUGAAUGUUAGAACGACAGGAUUUAGGAAUUUUAUGUCACUUACUAGAUUGUUAAGCUCAAACACAGUAGGCAUACUGUAAUAUGUCUUCCUUACUUUUCUUUCUAGACUAGAGCUCCAUAUCUCCCCCUCAACUGUGUUUUUGGCUCUCUUAUGGGAUGCUAGAAUGGCCUGUCUCCAUGUAUUUUGUUGCAUUUCGCCAUUGCUUCUUGUGUUCUGUCGGGGAAUUUUGGUGAUUCUUUUCAAGCGCUACCUGAGCUCUGUGCUAGUUGUUCUGUUCCCCCAGGGUCUUGUGCUGUGUGGUCAUGUCUCCACUUCCUCCGCCCUGUCCAUUGACAGAGCCUGGGUUCCCUGAUGGCUGCCUCUAUACCCUUGUGAGGGCGGGAGUAUUCCUUCCCCUGCUGCUACAAUUGAGCCCGUGCUGGGUACCACAUUGCCCUCUACACUUGCUUUCAGUUGUUAAGGCUUCCCAAGCUUUGGCUGUGGCUCAGUGAUCCUGCUGUCAAAACCCUGAAGCUUUUCUAGCAUCGACACUCAGUGGUAGCAGCAGGUGUUGGGAUUUCUCCAAGCCCCUAAGACCCUGGGAGCAAGAGAAUGGCCGUUUGACAUAGACCUCAGGACUUUUCAAAGCACCAAGAAACGUCUGCAGAAGAUAUGUAAAGGGUCGUUGCUCCAGGGAGAACUGCAAAUAUCUUCAUCCACCCCCACACUUAAAAACACAAUUGGAGAUAAAUGGGCGCAAUAACUUGAUUCAGCAGAAGAACAUGGCCAUGUUGGCCCAGCAAAUGCAACUAGCCAAUGCCAUGAUGCCUGGUGCCCCAUUACAACCUGUGCCAAUGUUUUCAGUUGCACCAAGCUUAGCCACCAAUGCAUCAGCAGCCUUUAAUCCCUACCUGGGACCUGUUUCCCCAAGCCUGGUUCCAGCAGAGAUCUUGCCGACCGCACCAAUGUUGGUCACAGGGAAUCCUGGGGUCCCCGUGCCUGCAGCUGCUGCGGCUGCUGCACAGAAAUUAAUGCGGACAGACAGACUGGAGGUAUGUCGAGAGUACCAGCGUGGCAACUGCAACAGAGGAGAAAAUGAUUGCCGGUUUGCUCAUCCCGCUGACAGCACAAUGAUUGACACCAAUGACAACACAGUGACCGUGUGUAUGGAUUACAUCAAAGGGAGAUGCUCACGGGAAAAGUGCAAAUACUUUCAUCCUCCUGCACAUCUGCAAGCCAAGAUCAAGGCUGCCCAAUACCAGGUCAACCAGGCUGCAGCCGCUCAGGCAGCAGCCACCGCAGCUGCCAUGACUCAGUCGGCUGUCAAAUCACUGAAGCGACCCCUCGAGGCAACCUUUGACCUGGGAAUUCCUCAAGCUGUACUUCCCCCAUUACCAAAGAGGCCUGCUCUUGAAAAAACCAACGGUGCCACCGCAGUCUUUAACACUGGUAUUUUCCAAUACCAACAGGCUCUAGCCAACAUGCAGUUGCAACAACAUACGGCAUUUCUCCCACCAGGCUCAAUAUUGUGCAUGACACCCGCUACAAGUGUUGUUCCCAUGGUGCACGGUGCUACGCCAGCCACUGUGUCCGCAGCAACAACAUCUGCCACAAGUGUUCCCUUCGCUGCAACAGCCACAGCCAACCAGAUACCCAUAAUAUCUGCCGAACAUCUGACUAGCCACAAGUAUGUUACCCAGAUGUAGAAUUUUCAUCACUAAACAAUCAUACUAAAGAGGAAAGGACAGUGUGCUUGGUUAGCGUAAAGGACGAGGUCAUUAGCCAUAUUGUAAAUACCGUCAAGCAACACACACAAAAACCCCUCAGCCACAAGACAUCCACAUAUUGCAUGUUAACCAGAAGAAGAGACAACAUGGAAAUCCACUGCACACUGUUGCCUAUACACUUUGUACAUUUAAUUGAUAUUUGUGCUGAGGUGAUAUUCCUGUCUGAAAGAAGAACAACAUUGUCUUUCUUUUCUAGCACAGAGUUCUGCAUUAAAAGAUGCAUACCUAAUUAGUUUCCUAUAUAUUCAUGCCAUCUUGAAAAGACAGACUAUGGUGUAACCAUGAUUCUAUUAUGUAUUGGUACGUCUGUAGACCAAGGUAUAAUUUUUUAAAAAUAAGUUUAUUUCUUUCAAGGUUUACAAAUAACAAAGGUGCACCUUGUAUUUAAAAUCGCCAUUAUAGACGAGAGCGUGCAUGCACAGUCAUUUUUGUUUAAGAGUAAUAUUUUUAAUGUAAUAGAUUUUAAGAUGUGGUGAGGGAGGGAUCUGACAGAGAUGAAUGUGCCAAGCAAAACCACAACUGUGUAUCUUUUAAAGCACAUCAUGGCUUUAAGUACCAUGUUGUUAAGGAUUCUCAUGAAGUGCCAUAGACUGUACAUCAAAUUAGAGUAUUAUUUCUUCAGUGUUAUUGUUUUCAGAGCCACAUUUUGUUGCUUAUUUGCUAGUACUAAUCAGUCAAAGGGCACCAUUCUUUUUUCCUUUUUUUUUUUUUUUUUUUUUGGAAACCAAAGCUGUCUCAGAAAUGGCCAAUUUAACUCUACAGUAACAAUAGACAGCACAACACAAACUCUCUCAAUACCGAUAAACUCACACAUACUGGAGAUAUAUAUAAUAGAUAUAUAUAUAAAAUUAUUUUAAUGCAUUGUAGUGUAAUAUUUAUGCAUACUAUACUGUGUAACAUGUUAUUCAAAAGGGAUAUGCCAUUUCUGAGACACGAUAACAAAAAAAAAUGUUUGAGGAAAUUAUUUUGCUUCUAUUUAUAGCUCUGUCAAAAGUCAAACGACUAUAAAUGCUUUGCAAAAAUGGUUUCACAUUUGCUUAAAUGCUUCACCACAGUCACGUUUAAAAUAGUGACUCUAAACAAAGAAGAAAGCAGCACUGUCAUCAGAUGCAUGAUAAACCAAAAUAUGAAAAUGGGAAAUGUUUAAUUAACCUAGUAAUUGGGUGGGUUAAGUACAUGGGUGAAUUUUAUAUGUGAUUUGUUUUGUUUUGUUUUGUUCAGAUUAACUGCUUAUAGCCUUAGAAAGCCUUUUACAAAAUUAAAAAAAAAUAGAUGUGCAUUCAGUUUUUAAGAAUGGAUUCAUCCAAAGGAAUUCCUUUUUUGUGGUUUGGAUGUUGCAGCUAGUAAAGGAUAUUUUUGCUCUGAUUGGCAGUUCUAAAAAUUGCUGACGUCGGGGCCAGGUCACUGGUAGUUAUAGUGUGGAAUGGGAGAAGCGAAAGUUCAGUUAUAGAACUUUCCAUACUUCCAAGUUUACUGCAAGUUUUUAUGCUUGAGAGAGAUGCUUUCUAAUAUAAGACUGAUGUGUUGAUUUUACUGAUUGUACUGUACAUCUAUUAAAGCCUUAGAUUAUUACAUUACGGGUUGGAACCCAUACCAAUGUAAUUUCAAUCAUGUUAAGAGAGUAAUGGUGACUUCACAUGUUAUUGUAGUUAGUUACAUUAUAGAAUAUUACUUAUUUUUCUUGUUAAAAUGUAGUUUUUCAUUUCCUACAUUUAUUAGAUUUCAUUUUCUAUUAACAAUUGAAUACCAUUUCAGUUUAUAGACUCUUGUUUUAUUAGAUUUUACCGAUGAAUUUUUCAAAAUACAAAAAAAAAAUUAAAGUAGUUUUUCCUUCAUAACAUACUCAGUUUUGAAUUACAUGUAGUGUCAUACAAAUAUUCGUAUUAUUGUUAACUAAAUGAUUUAUAUUUUACUGAUUUAAUAUUAAAGUGUAAGAAUGUCAGUCAUUGUUAGUUCUUGUCUAGUUUUCAUUAAAAGAACAAAGAUCUUUUAUAUGGAUAUCUUAUAAAUAUAUAAUCAUUGCUAAGUAAGAAGUUAAGUUGUUGCUAUCGCAACAAUCCUGGCAGACAAUUGAGUAAUAUUUUGAUGAUUUAUUUUGUUUGUAAUUAGUUAUUAUAAGAAGAUCUAGAUCCUAGAUAUUAGAAUAAAAUUUAUUUUCUACUGUAUCCAUUUCAAAUGUUAAAGUAUUGUUUAAUAUUUUUGAAAUCCCUGAAUAUCAGGCCUUGUUAUAAAUAAGCUGCAUAAUCAAUAAAUAGAACAAGGGACUUUUUUGUUGAUAAUCCAAAUACUCAAAGUUUACGUAAUGAGAAUUAUAGCGUGUGUGCAAACUCUUGAGGGUUGAUUAUGCUGCAAUUUAGCAUGUUGGAACGUCUAGAGAGAAGGUUGACUUUUUGCACUUCUGUAUAUAGUCAAAAGAGAGAAACCUGUAUAAUAGUAAGAUCUUAUUUUGAAUAAAAACGUCUAUAAUUACAAGGAGUUUUGUUAAGGCUAAUAAAAUGACAGACUGAGCAAAAUUGCUUGCAAAAGUGGCACAGAGUUAGCACUCCAUACCCCUUCAAACAUGUUGCUUUGCUUUAUUGUGGACAGCUUGUAGUUUGCCAGGAUUUUUUCAGCUGGAAAGAUAUGCCAUCCUUCCGAGAUCUCAUGACUGACAAAAACUCCAUUGGGCCAAAUCUGCCUGAAGAUCAUUACCAAAAAUAGCAGGUACUUCAACCAUUAAGGUGAAAUCAUGGAUCAAAUAUUCCUUACAUUUUUCAAAACUACUGCAUGUUUAAAACUUCAACGAAAAAAAAAAAGAGAGAAAGAACUAUACUAAGGACAUAUAUUAUACAAAUCAGUUUCUGCCAAUUUCAGUGGUUUAUUGUUCACAAAAAAAAAAAAAAAUCUUCAAAACAAGUAUUGACUCUCACAAAAUUUAAACCGUAAACAGGCAAACCAAACAGCACACCGUAGCUAUAGUUGUUAUGUGAUUGUUUUUUAAUUGCUGUAGGAUCCUGUUCUUUCAGCAGGUGAAAAAACAAAACGCAGUUCAGAUUUCACGGUUUUAAUUUUCAACUCAGAAGCACUCAAAAAAGCAAAUGUGAUCAUGGGCACUUGUUUAAUGAAUUCGUGUAUCCAGCCUUCACUCCCGCUGGCUGCACUUAUCAGCAACCCUACCGCUUUCAUCUGCUGAAAGGACAGAUGUGCUUGGUUUUACUAUUAUGUAAUCACAACUUACUUUCUGCUUGUAGUUGCUUAAAAUUAUGUAUUUUGUCUUGGGCUGCAAUUUGUUUUAUGCUUAUUUUAUUAUUACUGCAGUAGUUGACUUUGCUGUAUGGAAAAAUAAAGUGAAAUUGCCCUAAUAAAACUUCUCUUUCUUAAGUAUA